AUGAAUUCAACACCAACAAAACGUUUACGUUAUUCAUUAAUAACAAAUCAUCAUUUAUAUUCAUCAUCUCAUUCAAUUCAUCCAAUAACAAUUAAACCACAAUCAACUAUAUUAGCUGAAAAAUAUUUAUUUUUAUUACAAAUUAUUAAAGAUAUGCGUUAUGAUAUUCGACGAUCAUAUGCUGGAAGUCGAACAAGUAUGGAAAAUUUAAGAAAACGAAUUAUAAAAGCCAGAACAAUUGUCCUUCAAUGUAAAGAUUUAUGUACAAGACGAGAAUAUGAUCAUUGUCAAAUAAUUAAACAAUAUCAACAAACAUAA
This is a messenger RNA of Rotaria sp. Silwood1, 318 nucleotides long. Lineage: Eukaryota; Metazoa; Rotifera; Eurotatoria; Philodinida; Philodinidae. The record is from the annotation of a GenBank genome assembly.